UGUAGUUGUGUUUCUGUUUUAUCUUUAUUUGCUUCAGAGUGUGAAGCGGUGGAGAUUUGGAGGGCGAGUUGUUCUGUCCGCUCAUCUCUGAGACUAUGGUAGACUGUGCGUCAGGGAGCCCUUCAUCAGCAGCUGCAGCCCUAGAGCAUGGAGAAGUCCAGCAGUGAGGAGUCAGCCAUUCACCGUAGCCCUUCCGUAGAUAGCCGUGACUCCGACUUUGCUCAAGCCUCCACGUCUGGCCGCCCGUUUGGCGGCCGCGGGUUCACUGCCGGUGCUUUCUACGGCUCCACGGGGCCGCGCAAAAACGCACAGCAGGGGCAGGCUGGAGCAGCUGGAGCUGACGCCAGCACAGGAGACAAGUCCAACAGCAAGCACAGCUCACCUAAAGGCAGCAAAUACGUUGUCUUUUACCUGGAUCUAUCCUUUGUGUUCCUUUUAGAAUUCAAGAAGUGCAACAUGGCAAGAGGCUGCCUGUGCUGCUUGAAGUACAUGAUGUUCAUCUUCAAUCUCAUCUUUUGGUUAUGUGGCUGUGGGCUGCUCGGCGUGGGCAUCUGGCUCUCCGUGUCGCAGGGCAGCUUCGCCACCUUCUCGCCCUCAUUCCCCUCACUGUCGGCUGCCAACAUGGUCAUUGCCAUCGGUGCCAUCGUCAUGGUAACGGGCUUCCUUGGUUGCCUGGGUGCCAUCAAGGAGAACAAGUGCCUGCUUCUGAGCUUCUUCAUCGUCCUGCUGAUAAUACUCCUGGCAGAGCUGAUACUGCUCACCCUUUUCUUUGUGUACUCAGAUAAGGUGAGUGAGAAUGCUAAGCAGGACCUGAAGGAUGGGCUGGCUCUCUACAACUCAGAAAACAACAUAGGAUUGCGAAAUGCCUGGAACAUCAUCCAAGCAGAGUGGAAAUGCUGCGGUGUGAUAUCAUACACAGACUGGCAUGAGGCCCUGAAGGAGAAAGUAGUUCCUGACCGCUGCUGCCAGGAGCAUUAUCAGAACUGUGGACGUAACUCCACCAACAUGUUCUGGAACAGGGGCUGCUUUGAGAAAGUGGAGGAAUGGCUGGAUGAAAACAAGCACCUGCUGGGAACCAUAGGCAUGGUCAUCUUGGUAGUGCAGCUCAUGGGCAUGGCGUUCUCCAUGACUCUGUUCCACCACAUCCACAGAACGGGGAAGAAAUACGACGCUUAGCCUUGCGGGGAGGCACCCGAUUGAGAGGAGCCCCACUGCCUGAUGGGAUAAGACUCUUGAUUUUAACACCCCAACCCCCACCCACCCCACUUGAUAACCUCUUUAGAGCAUCCUUUGCCCCCGCGCCACUUCCCCAGACCCUCUGUACAGAUUCCAGCUGUGUCCCCGCUCUGAUCUGCUCUUUCCACUCACCAUUCAUUUUGCCAAAGAGUAACACAACUGAAAGAGAAGGGACACCUACUUUUGGCAAGGAAGAGAAUCCCAUUGGUUGUCACUCCUCUUGAGUGUUUUUUCUUUUCUUUUCUUUUCUUUUUUUUUUUUUGCU
Molecule: messenger RNA, 1501 nt
Organism: Seriola dumerili (greater amberjack)
Lineage: Eukaryota; Metazoa; Chordata; Actinopteri; Carangiformes; Carangidae
Gene: tspan9a
Product: tetraspanin-9
Exons: 7
Coding region: 148-1176 (342 amino acids)
Cellular component (GO): membrane
Source: RefSeq, a predicted model, not a curated record